AUGCGGCUGACAAGUCGAGUCAGCGCGUUCCUCAUGAUCAUGAUGCGAGGGAGCAUGAUGCCCACAUUCAUCUCUCUUUUUCUCGUCGCCAGCUGCUCCACUCGCGCAGCUGUCGGUCAGAACGUCUCUGUCGCCACAAUAGAGUUUCGGUCACCCGUUGAUGCUGAUUUGCUGACGUUCCAAGGCCGCCCCACCAGUCGCGCUCUGGCGGGCGGUGACGCAUCGGCGGAAGGCGUUGGCGGAGCAACACCGUGGCAGGUGCAGGCAGCGGGGCGCGCGGAAGCAGCGGGACGCGCGGGACCAGCAUCCGCGGAGGUGGUGGGGAGUGCGGAGACUGAGGAAGGGGGGCCGGUGGCGUUUGGGGGGCGUCGCAUAUCGUCGCUGACUGGCAUCGCAACAGCGGGGAGUCAGAUGAAGGGGCGGAGUCCCGCGGAUGGGCUGACUCCGCGGGGCGUUCGCGGAACGACAGGGGAAGAGAAAGGCGCGCAAACGCAGAGGCGGGGUCGGGGCGUGGGGAAGCACAAACCGCACGCGGGGUCGAACAAACCGGGCAGCAAAACGGGCAAGAAAACGGGCAGAAAAACGGGCAGGAAGAGAGCUGCGGAGGAUCCGCUUUUCCCGUGGGUGGGGAAACCGAGACUG
Closterium sp. Naga37s-1 is the source of this 642-nucleotide messenger RNA. NCBI's taxonomy places the organism in Eukaryota, Viridiplantae, Streptophyta, Zygnematophyceae, Desmidiales, Closteriaceae. The record is from the annotation of a GenBank genome assembly.